AUGACGUCCACCGCUGUCAACAGGCCGACCGACACAAAGGUGAAAGAGCGCGACAUCAACAACAAGCUGCAGCUCUAUGGCAUCUUCACUGCGUUCUCGAACGGCAAGAUCCCAUCAAACAAACAAAUCGAUGUCGCGAUCAACAGCGCCCUCGCGUCCCGCGGACUUUCCUCGCCAUCGAAGAAGCUCUCACCCGAAGGUCAGAAGCUCGUCGGCGACCUACGCGAUGCCAUCGAACAGGCCAAGAUCCUCCUGCUCACAAAGAACGAUGGCAAUCUAUUACAAGACUUCAUCUGGCAGACGCAGCACAUGAGCGGUGGCAACGCGCAGAAGCCCGGGGCACCAAUCGACAGGGGUACCGCGCAGCAGCAUGGCAACGAGGCCUUGGACGGCCUGCGAACACUGGGAACGCUUAUCCUCUCCAACGGCCAAUUCAGGAAGCUUUUGAACGAUGCUUCCAUCCUCAUCCGCGACAUGGCUGGCGACGCGGCACAGAACGCGGCCCAGCGUGUACAACCGUCUGAGGACGAGCUCAAUCAAAUCGACCGUCCUGCAGACGACAACGAGUGGCACGACGUUCCCGACAUGUCGAGGGACAAGCUGAGGCAGCAGGCCAAGAGCAAGUUCAACCAGCAGAAGCCGUUCAGCCGAGGUGACAUGCAAGAGGCCCUUGGCGAUGCAACGCAGGCUGCUCACCCAUCCGGUUCCCGCGACCCUGCCGAUGCUGCUAAUAAGGGCAUCAAAUCUGGUGUCGACAACCUCAAGAGCAAGAUGGAUCAGAACGUUCCGCAAGAGACCAAGGAGAAGACCCGCCACUACAACGAGAAGACGCGCAACUACCUCAAAGAGAAGUUGCCUGAGGAGCGUCGCAAGCAGGCUGUGUAUCGCCUGAAAAAGAUGGUCGUCGAGAUUCAAGGCCAUGAGGAUUACCUCCGCGCCGUUGAUACUCUACUUCGCCUCGCCGAGGAGUACACUGGCCACACGAAGAGCAUGGCUCAGCAGGGUACUGGGGCGGUGAAAGGUGCUCACGCUGAUGAUAGCUUGAAGACCGCAGAGGCUGACCUGAAGACGCUGAUUGAGCGCUUCGCCAACUACACCUCCAUGGAUGACUUGUUCGACUCGAUCAACGCGGUCUACCGCGACGCUGACCGUGAUCCUGAGCUCAAAGGCUGGUUUAAGCACCUCAACCGCUACGUCCGCAAGUGCCUAAAGGAACAGGGCUACAUUAUGCAAGAUUCCGCUACCGAGGAAUGGAACGAAAUUUACGACCAGGGACAUUUCCUUCUCCGUGACCGCUAUCGCAACCACACCGACCGCAUUGUCGAUGAAAUCAAGUUCUUCGCGAAGCAGUUCGAUGAGGAUUCCCAGAACAAGGCCUUUGCCGAGUCCAUGAACAAGCUGUUCAUGGAUCUGGGCAACGACGAGAACGGCAAGCCCACCUUCAAGCCGCACCUUCUCAAGGACCUCAGGGAUGUGGUUGUGCCUGCCAUCUUCGAGAACAUCCGUUACGUUCCGAUCCCGCGUAUCGAGUACUCUGACCCCAUGAUUGAUGCCGUUGUCGAGAAUCUUGUCAUCGAGGGUGACAACCUGGCGCCCAAUGUGGUUGAGUUUGGCAGUGAUAACUACUGGCGCUGGGGCCGCAAGAAGGUUGCCAGCAAGAGCAAGAACAAGGUUAUGCUCUCGGUCUCCGGUGUUCAGAUGGAUUUGAAGGAUGUCAGCUACUAUGUCCGUAAGAAGCAGGGCUUCCCUUCGGUUACUGACAAGGGUGUCUGUGACAUCUUUAUGGGUGGCCAAGGAUUCAGCUUCAAGGUCGAGAUGGAGAACGCUGAUGCGACCGAUCGCACUCACUUCUUCAAGGUCAACCGGGUUGCUGUUGACGUCAAGAACUUGAACGUCAAGAUGAAGCAGUCUAACCACAAGCUGCUCUUCAACAUCUUCAAGCCGCUCCUGUUCAAGGUUGUUCGCCCUGCCAUCCAGAAGGUGCUUGAGAAGCAGAUCAAGGACAAUAUCAACCAGCUUGACGGCAUCAUGUAUAAGGUCCACUCAGAAGCCAAACGGGCUGAGGCUGAGGCUAAGCGCAACCCGGAUCCGCAGAACAUCCAGAACAUUUACCAGCGAUACCUCACUGCUGCCCAGAAGGAGUUCAUGAAGGGCAAGCAGAAGAAGGACGAGGUCGCUGCCGACAAGAAGGUCAACAUGGCUGUCACACAGCACGACUCCAUCUUCAAGGAUAUCCAACUGCCCGGUGGUAUCUCUACCAAGGCUACCGAGUACAAGGAUCUUGCCCGCAAGGGUGACAGAUGGGAGUCACCUGUCUUCAGCAUCGGCUCGGCCGGCCCAACCUCCAACCUACCGAAGGUUUCCCAGGUGCAACGCAAACCACACAAUGUCACCGAGGGUGGUGUCCGCGGCAGCAGUGGUGCUCGCGACUAUGCCGACGAUGAGACCAACUACGGCAAGGCUGGUAGUCAGGGCUACGGUGGUCAAGGCUACGACAAUACCGGCAGCACUGGCUACGGCAGCAGCGGUUACGACACCGCCAACACCGGCUAUGGUAGCACCAAUGGCACUGCGCAGUUCUCGAACCAGGUCAGCAGCGCCUUCGAUGGCACGAACGAUUACUCCCUCGGCAAGGGCGGCAUGAACGGCGCCGUUGAGCCCCAGCUCAUCACCCCAACACAGCACACCACGCUCGGCACGCACAACCCCGUGCUGACCGGCACUGUUUAG
This is a messenger RNA of Coniosporium apollinis CBS 100218, 2730 nucleotides long. RefSeq lists its product as uncharacterized. Lineage: Eukaryota; Fungi; Ascomycota; Dothideomycetes. The record is from RefSeq and is a predicted model, not a curated record. The transcript is spliced from 8 exons. Bases 1 to 2730 code for a protein of 909 amino acids.